This is a messenger RNA of Trypanosoma theileri, 1653 nucleotides long. RefSeq names its product hexose transporter. Gene Ontology annotation, cellular component: membrane. Gene Ontology annotation, molecular function: hexose transmembrane transporter activity. The transcript has a single exon. The record is from RefSeq and is a predicted model, not a curated record. Gene Ontology annotation, biological process: monosaccharide transmembrane transport. NCBI's taxonomy places the organism in Eukaryota, Euglenozoa, Kinetoplastea, Trypanosomatida, Trypanosomatidae. The coding region runs from base 1 to 1653 and encodes 550 amino acids.
AUGACGACGGCUCCUGCUGAGUACCCUAUUGAGGAGAAAAGACCUGACGAUGCACCCGUAACAUCAGACGAGGCCCCUGCAUUCUGCUCACUGGAGAAUCUGAAGGUUGCACAGGUGCAGGCGGUUGGAGGGACGCUAUGUGGUUUAUCAAUCGGUUUUGUGGCUGUGUACGCCCACUUGUUCCUGACCUCGACAGACUGCUCACUGUACAAGACGACUACUGCGUGCGACCAUGUGGCGAACGCGGAUUGUGCAUGGAACACUGUCAGUAAUGUGUGUGGGUGGAAGGACUUCACGUGCGAGUUGGUAUACAAUACCGAGAGUGCGUGCCUCGCAGACGACAGGUGCAACUGGGUGUACAGUGAUAAGUAUUGUAAGAACCCGAUUGGAUACAGCGCCACCUAUAACGGUAUCUUUGCUGGUGCCUUGGUUCUAGGCGCCACGAUUGGUUCAGUGGUUGCCGGAAGAUUUGUUGCACGGUUCGGGCACAAGGUGUCAUUUAUUGUGUGUGGCAUCGUUGGCGUCGUGUCCUCGGUGAUGUACCACGCGUCUGCUGCGACAAAUCAGUUCUGGGUGCUGUGCGUUGGUCGAUUGCUGAUUGGUAUCGUUAUGGGCGUUGUAACUGUCACCUGCACCGUGUACGUUGACCAGAACGCACACCCGAAGAACUCCAAAGUGGUUGGUGUGCUGUUCCAGGUGUUCACUACAUUCGGCAUCGCGUUUGCUGCUUUGAUGGGGUUGGCCCUCGGGCAAAGCGUUAAUUUCAACAAGAACACAAUGAUGGUUGCCCGAAUGGAGGGAUUUUGCGCCUUUACAACACUAAUAUCUGUGAUAAUGAUUUUCCUUGGUAUUUUCUUGGGCGAGAGCAAGACCAGGUUCAUUGGUGGCACUGGAGCCGGUGAAGAUGCGCUUGACCUGGAUGAGUACGGCUAUGUAAAAAUGAUUGUACCACUGUUAAUGGGUGCGUCAUUGGGUGGUACGUCGCAGUUGACUGGUAUCAAUGCAGUGAUGAAUUAUGCGCCGACGAUCAUGAGCAGGCUGGGGAUGGAACCUCUUGUGGGUAGCUUUGUGGUGAUGCUGUGGAACUUCGUGACGACUCUGGUCUCGAUACCGCUUGCCUCGUGCUUCACGAUGCGUCAGUUGUUUAUCUCGUGUUCGCUUGUGGCAUCCCUUGCAUGUUUGUUUCUGUGCGGUGUCCCUGUGUAUCCUGGCGUUGCCAGCGAAAACGUGAAGAACGGUGUUGCGAUCACUGGGAUUGCUGUGUUCAUUGCUGCGUUUGAGUUUGGCAUUGGCCCGUGCUUCUUCGUACUGGCUCAGGAUCUGUUCCCGCGCUCGUUCCGUCCGAAGGGUUCCUCCUUUGUGAUGAUGAUGCAGUUCAUUUUCAACAUUAUCAUCAACGUGUGCUACCCGAUUGCGACGGAAAGGAUUUCUGGCGGUCCGUCUGGUAACCAGGACAAGGGUCAAGCAAUUGCCUUCAUUUUCUUUGGUUGCAUUGGUAUGAUUUGCUUCGUCCUGCAGGUGUUCUUCCUCUACCCCUGGGAGGAAAGAGAGGCAAAAGCACGUGCUCAACAUCCUGCUGAGGAUCUUCCAGAAGAGAUUGAGGAAGACUCACCAAUUGAGGUUGCCACUCCUCAGAACCGACGGGCAGCAUGA